AUGUCUGACAACAAGAUUUUCGGGCUUCCGCCCUUCAUGAUUGACUUCUUGACUCGACUAACUAGCAACACAGUGGGUGGUGUUUCCGCCGCCGUCUCGAAGACUGCUGCCGCUCCCAUCGAGCGUGUCAAGCUUCUCAUCCAGAACCAGGAUGAGAUGCUCAAGCAGGGCCGUCUCGACCGCAAGUACAACGGUAUCACCGACUGCUUCCGCAGGACCAUCGCCGAUGAGGGUGCCUUGAACUUCGCUUUCCGCGACAAGUUCAAGAAGAUGUUCGGUUUCAAGAAGGAGCGUGAUGGCUACUGGUGGUGGAUGGCUGGUAACCUUGCCUCCGGUGGUGCCGCUGGUGCCACUUCCCUCCUCUUCGUCUACUCCCUUGAUUACGCUCGUACUCGUCUUGCCAACGACGCCAAGAGCGCCAAGGGUGGUGGCGCCCGCCAGUUCAACGGUCUCAUUGACGUCUACCGCAAGACUCUUGCUUCCGACGGUAUUGCCGGUCUCUACCGUGGUUUCAUGCCCUCCGUCGCUGGUAUUAUCGUCUACCGUGGUCUCUACUUCGGCAUGUACGAUUCCAUCAAGCCUGUCGUCCUCACUGGUACCCUCGCCAACAACUUCCUUGCCUCUUUCCUCCUCGGUUGGUGCGUCACCACUGGUGCCGGUAUCGCCUCUUACCCUCUUGACACCAUCCGUCGUCGCAUGAUGAUGACUUCCGGUGAGGCCGUCAAGUACAAGAGCUCUUUCGAUGCUGCUUCCCAGAUUAUCGCCAAGGAGGGUGUCCGCUCUCUUCAAGGGCCGCAUCAGGCGCCCGGCCACGGCCGCGUCCGAGUGCCGACGCAGGCGCCGACCGCGAUAACCGUCGCGCGGGGGCAGGGGCCUCAGCCGGGGAGCAGGGCCGGGGACACGAACGCGAACGCGGACGCGGACGCCGAGGUGGAGUCGGACGGAGGCCAUCAGGAGGACGGGGCCGCCAAGAUACCGGACGAGCUGCUCACGCGGAUCCUGCACGAGGCCUUCCGGAAGGAGGAUACGCGCAUGUCCAAGGCGGCGAACCGGGCGGUGGGACGGUAUUUUGAGAUAUUUGUGCAGGAGGCGAUUGCGAGGACGGCGCAGGAGAGGGAUGGGCGGUUCUUGGAGGUCGAGGAUCUGGAAAAGAUCACACCCCAGCUGAUUAUGGAUCUCUGA
Parascedosporium putredinis is the source of this 1182-nucleotide messenger RNA. The record is from the annotation of a GenBank genome assembly. NCBI's taxonomy places the organism in Eukaryota, Fungi, Ascomycota, Sordariomycetes, Microascales, Microascaceae.